This is a messenger RNA of Drosophila ananassae, 3422 nucleotides long. RefSeq names its product zinc finger protein squeeze. Lineage: Eukaryota; Metazoa; Arthropoda; Insecta; Diptera; Drosophilidae. The coding region runs from base 1084 to 2664 and encodes 526 amino acids. The transcript is spliced from 3 exons. The record is from RefSeq and is a predicted model, not a curated record.
GUUUAUGACGUGGGUUUCGUUUUCUGAAUGAAAUCUAGAAAAGGUUUGGAUUUUUGUAUCUAAUAGAUACAAAGAUAUGUUCUUCAUAGGGGACUUAAUAAAUGAUAAUAACUGUAAUAAUGAUAAUAAAUUAUAACUUUUAGAUCUAUUCCUACUAACUGAAAAUUACAAUUUCACAAGAUAUUGAAAUAAUAUUUUAAAUUAAAUAAAUUUUAAGAUAAAAGUAUCUCAAAUCUCUACUUUCUUUCAAGCUUAAACUCUAUUUAUUUAUGUAUUUUAAUGGUUUCUCUCUUAAGACUAAAGACAAUAAGAAAUUGUGGCCUUAAAACAGCAUUGACCCGCUAGAAGGUUUGGUGCACCGCCCUACAAUGUUCCGGAGAUGUUGCUGCAGCUGCCUGUGCAAUUGCAUUCAGUUCUCGAGGUUGUUGACACGUUCCGUUGGCGCCCCUGACUUUUUUUGUUUUUCUAGCUAGCCCUCCCCACUGACUUUUUCAAUCCGCCCCAAUACCACCACCACCACCAACCAGUAACCGCGAUUUCGGUUCUUCAAGCAAAACGAUUUCGUUUCGCUUUUCCAUCUUGUUGUCACCAACAAUUUCAGGCCGCAAGCGCCUUUUUUGUUUAUCUUGUGAUUUUUUUCGUUGACUAUUUGUUUUUUGCUCGGCAUUGUUAUUAAUUCUUUUGGCUUUUUGCUAUUCGCGCAACACUCGCAGCUUUUUUACUGGGUUGCCUGCCUGCUGCACUUGGUGCUUGGGCCUCAGCUUUUGUUCAGAAUGCAGCACGUUUAAUUCACAAACAAUUAAUUAAUUCAUGCACAUUUAAUGUUAAUGUGCAGAAAUUAAUGUACCCGCUGCGGGGCAGAGAGCGGGAAUAGUAUAGCGGGCCAAGCGAAAUCGAAAACACAAAGCUACAGCUGAAUUGUGUAAGCCAGCCAGUCCGCCCGUUGAGUGUCGACUUCCCGUCGACGACUUCAUUCCACUCGCACUUGUUGGCCAGCUCAGCUCGCUGACCACGCCCCCCAAGCUGGACGCUCGCACCAUCCCCUACCGCCCGCUGACCCUUGGCGGCCAUCAGCCGCCGCUUAUGGCCGAACUGCCGACGGCGCCGAACGGCGUCCCCAGCGGCGACUACCUGCACCGAUCCAUCGACCAGCUGAGAUCCCUGGGCCAUCUGACCACGGCUCAAUUAGUCCACGAUUACAAGCCCUUCAACAUCAGCGAAUUCCGUCAGAAUGUGGCUGAGCGCCUGGAUUACUCGUUGAAGAAUGGAUUGGUCCAACAGCAGCAGCAACAGCAAAUGGUAAUGGAGCAGCAGCAACAGCAUCCCGACCAGCAGCAGCAUCUGCAUCACCAACAGCAGCAGCAGCAACAGCAACUCAAGACGAGCUACAGUGCCCCCAACUCGCCGCCAACUCCACACGAGCAGCAGGAGCAGAAGUACGAUCCUAGUCGAUCGCCGCCGCGUCAACAGAUGAGCAGUGCCAGUGGAAGCGGCAGCAACGGAUCCUCGCCGGAGGAGGAGUCCCGACGCGGCGAUGGCGACCAGGCGAAGCCCUACAAGUGCGCCUCCUGCAACAAAUCGUUUGCCAACUCCUCUUACCUGUCGCAGCAUACGCGCAUCCACCUGGGAAUCAAGCCGUACCGAUGCGAAAUCUGUCAGCGCAAGUUCACGCAACUGUCGCACCUCCAGCAGCAUAUCCGGACGCACACGGGCGACAAGCCCUAUAAAUGCCGACACGCCGGCUGUCCGAAGGCCUUCUCCCAGCUUUCCAAUCUGCAGUCGCACUCACGAUGCCACCAGACGGAUAAGCCGUUCAAGUGCAACUCAUGCUACAAGUGCUUCGGGGACGAAAUGACCCUGCUGGAGCACAUACCCAAGCACAAGGACUCCAAGCACCUGAAGACGCACAUCUGCAACCUGUGCGGGAAGUCGUACACGCAGGAGACGUACUUGCAGAAGCAUCUGCAAAAGCACGCCGAGAAAGCGGAGAAGCAGCAGCACAGGCACACUGCCCAGGUGACUUCUGCCCAUCAACCGCAUGUCCCUGCGGGCGGAAUUGGCCUCAACCUGCAGCGCCAGGCGAUGAACGAUGCCAAUGCCGCCUAUUGGGCCAAAAUGGGAGCCGAUAGUGCGGCUGCCUCGCUGGCGGAGGCUAUCCAACAGCAGCUUCCGCAGGCGAAUGGUCAAACGUAUGGUAACUUCGCCUCCCUGCAACCGCAGCACCAGCCGCAGGAGCUGCUGCAGCAUCAUCAGAGAUUGGCCGAUACCCCGGGGCAUUCGCACAGUCCGCACGAGGAGGCCACGGGAGAGGAUCUCGUCUUGCGGCAAUCGACACCACAACAUCACCUCCAGCAACAGCAGCAGGCGCAGCAACAGCAAUCACAGCCGGGCCCUGGUUCUUCGGCCUUUACACCGCUCACAGCUUCGGUUGCCCCACCGCCGCCGCCACACCUGCAACAGCAUCGGGCACCGCCGGCGGCCACUGCCGCUUACCUCUAUCAGCAGAAUGCAGCUGCUGCGGCCGCUGCCUUUCCCACGCAGCUCAUUUCGCUGCACCAGAUCCGCAACUAUGCCCACCAGCCAGGAGCGGCGGGUCUCAUCGCUGGCGAUCACCUCCCCCUCGGCCUGAGCGCCGUCAACGCCGCCAAGGAGAAGGCGCAAUAGUACAGGCCUGGGCGAGGCCGCAAGAGGCAGCAACGAUGACAUUAGCCUUAGGUCAGCGUUUCAACUGGGUUGCGUUCGAAGAGGGAGAGUUGAAAAGUACAAACAAGUUUGUGCAUUAACCUGUUCUUAAACUUUGAAGACAAUUCACUUGAAACACUCAAAUUACAAAUAAUUUUAAGUCUAAGACAUAAUGAAGUUGGAAGUGGCUUAGAAGCUGGGAUUGCUGUUGGUUUCCGCCAGAAACCCCUUUAAUCCCAAAUCAUCUAUAUCUGUAUACGAAUCAUAAAGAGAUCAUCACUGCCCGAAGUCCAAGGGAAACUCUCAGAAGUCCUCAAGUUUCUUGCCCCUUCCAACAUCAACGUAAAGUAUAAUUGUGUGGGUCGACUCAGGUUUUCUAUACGAUAUAGUUAAUUAUUUAUUCGUAACACUCCCCCUUUAAUGUUCAUGAGCAAUAUCCAGCUAAAACUCUGAAUUAUUUAAACUGAUUGGGUUUAAAUAGAUCACAGUUUUGGCAUCCACUAGGGGCCGUACAAAGUACGGCGGUAGACCUGCGGUUUUUAGAUUGUACAUAGAUGUAUGUAUAUCUGUGCUGUAAAUGUAAUCGUAUUGUCCUAGAUAUAGGUACCUAGAUCCUACCUAAUUUAUCAACUAACUAGCGCCCUAAGGACAUUUUCUACUUGUUAGGCAACCUACAAAAUGGAUCAGUUUGAAAUUGUAAAAUUAUAAAAAUAAUAAAUUUUGAAAUUAUUUAUAAAACA